AACUUUGAAGAAGAAUACAGUCUUCAUACUAAUCCUCAAGAUAUAGGGAAUGGAGAGGAACUACCUGAAGAUCCCAUUCAAGAUCAUCGGCCACGAUUAUUAAUUAUGGGCCAGAGGAGAAGUGGGAAAUCCAGCAUCCAAAAAGUUGUGUUUCAUAAAAUGCCAGCAAAUGAAACAUUAUUUCUUGAAAGUACUAACAAGAUAGUCAAAGAAGAUAUCACGUCAUUCAUUGAUUUUCAAGUUUGGGACUUUCCAGGACAAAUUAAUUAUUUUGACUCAGCAUAUGAUUCAAAUAUGAUAUUUGGAGAAUAUGGAGCAUUAAUUUUUGUUAUCGACGCACAAGACGAUUACAUUGAGGCUUUAAAUCGCCUUCAUCAUACUGUAACGCGUGCAUAUAAAGUCAACCCUGACCUUUCUUUCGAAGUAUUUAUACACAAAGUAGACGCAUUAUCUGAUGAGUACAAAAUUGAUACACAACGUGAUAUUCAACAACGAAUUACAGAUGAAUUGGCAGAUUAUGACUUGGAACAUGUUCACUUGAACUUUUACUUAACUAGUAUUUACGACCAUUCAAUUUUUGAAGCAUUUAGUAAAGUAAUUCAAAAGCUUAUACCUCAAUUGCCAACAUUAGAAAAUUUGUUGAAUAUUUUGUGCGCGAAUUCUGGCAUAGAAAAGGCUUUUCUGUUUGAUGUCAAUUCCAAAAUUUAUAUAGCAACUGAUAGCUCACCCGUAGAUAUGCAAUCUUAUGAAAUUUGUAGUGACAUGAUUGAUGUAAUCGUUGACAUAUCUGAAAUUUAUGG
Dentiscutata heterogama is the source of this 800-nucleotide messenger RNA. The record is from the annotation of a GenBank genome assembly. NCBI's taxonomy places the organism in Eukaryota, Fungi, Glomeromycota, Glomeromycetes, Diversisporales, Gigasporaceae.